Molecule: messenger RNA, 2501 nt
Organism: Monodelphis domestica (gray short-tailed opossum)
Lineage: Eukaryota; Metazoa; Chordata; Mammalia; Didelphimorphia; Didelphidae
Gene: BFAR
Product: bifunctional apoptosis regulator
Biological process (GO): proteasome-mediated ubiquitin-dependent protein catabolic process
Cellular component (GO): nucleus
Molecular function (GO): protein binding; ubiquitin protein ligase activity
Source: RefSeq, a predicted model, not a curated record
CGUAGUCGGGCCGUAUUUUAUUUCCGGAAGUGAGGUCUUCCGCCUCGGCCGCGGCGGCUGGGGUCGGGGUGGGCAGCGCCGCUGCCGCCGCGGAUGGGGGAUGCUCGCAUCCGCGUGGGGCCGGCUCCAGCACAGCGAGAUUUAAUUAUGCCUCAUAGCUCUUAAGAGUUUGAAAUAGAUGUCUUCAGAGUACAGAACGAUCUAGAAGAAAAUGGAAGACAUACAGAUCAUUGCACCCAACAUGAUGAAAACUGAAGAAGAAACCAUCCCUGGCAUUAGCCGUCAGAUUUCUGUUAGUGAAUUUUCUUGCCACUGCUGUUAUGACAUCCUGGUGAAUCCCACCACCUUGAACUGCGGACACAGUUUCUGUCGCCAUUGCCUGGCUCUAUGGUGGGUGUCCUCAAAGAAAACAGAGUGUCCGGAAUGCCGAGAGAAAUGGGAAGGUUUUCCUAAAGUAAAUAUUCUGCUCAGAGAUGCCAUUGAAAAGUUAUUUCCUGAUGCCAUCAAAUUGAGAUCAGAAGACAUUCAGCAGAACAAUGAUAUAGUCCAUAGUCUUGCAGCCUUUCACAAAUAUGGGAAUGAUCAAAUUUCCAUCACCCCAAAUGCAGGGCGAGCAAAUCCUCAAAGGGGAGGAGGAUUUUUUUCUGGAGUACUGACAGCUUUAACUGGUGUGGCAGUGGUUCUACUUGUAUAUCACUGGAGCAGUAGAGAGUCAGAGCAUGACCUACUUGUUCACAAAUCUGUUGCUAAAUGGACAGCUGAAGAAGUCAUCUUCUGGCUAGAGCAACUGGGCCCUUGGGCCUCUCUUUAUAGAGAAAGAUUUUUAUCUGAAAGAGUUAAUGGAAGAUUGCUUUUAACAUUGACAGAUGAAGACUUUUCAAAGGCUCCAUAUAACAUAGAGAAUAGUAGCCACAGAAAAGCCAUCAUAAUGGAACUGGAGCGUGUCAAAACUUUAGGAGUAAAGCCCCCACAGAAUCUUUGGGAAUACAAGGCUGUCAACCCAGGCAAGUCAUUAUUCUUGUUGUAUGCCCUGAAGAGCUCUCCAAGACUCAGUAUGUUGUAUCUGUACUUGUUUGAUUAUGCAGAAACCUUCUUACCUUUCAUCCAUACAAUAUGCCCUGUGCAAGAAAAAGAAGAUCUCAUCACAAAAUUUCUUGACUUUAAAGAGCCCACUUGGAAGCAGUGGAGAGAAUUCCUUGUUAAAUACUCUUUCCUUCCGUAUCAAUUGAUUGCUGAAUUUGCCUGGGACUGGCUAGAUGUGCACUAUUGGACGUCACGAUUUCUUAUUGUUAAUGCCAUGUUGCUCUCUGUUCUGGAGUUAUUUUCCUUUUGGAGGAUUUGGUCAAGGAAUGAAUUGAAGACCGUACCUCACAUCAUGUGGAGCCAUUUUUGGAAAGUAUCGACGCAGGGACUCUUUGUGGCCAUCUUUUGGCCUAUUAUUCCUCAGUUUAUUUGCAACUGUUUAUUUUACUGGGCCCUGUACUUUAACCCGAUUAUCAACAUCGAUCUCGUGGUCAAAGAAGUCCGCCGACUCGAGACCCAAGUGUUGUGAAUGAAGCCGGCCUUCAGCGGCCCGAGCUUUGACCUUGGAGAGCGGCGGGGGCUGCGGCGGGAGCGGGGAGGGAGGCUCCGCUUUUCUAUAAAGAGUGAUAAAAGGAGCUGCUUUUUUUAAAAGCUACACAGAGUUUUUCUUGGCAUGGGAAACAGGACCCAUCAGUCCCCCACCGGUAUCGGUUUAUUCAGAUUGUACAGCAGUGAUACCUGCCACUUACUAUAACUACCUCGCAAAGGUGUUGUGAGGUUCCACGAGAUGAUGGCUUUGAAGGACUGCUAGGAGCUCCUCAGAGAAGACGGUACAUGCAUUAAAGUAUCAUGGAACUGGGCUGUGUGUGUUUGCUUCUCGAUCGGCCUCCCGGGCGGGCGUCUCCUGGGGCCGCUGCGAGGCGGGGCCCUGCCGCAGGGAGCUGCCCGCCACAAGGGGUGGGGCCUGAGGCCAGCCUCUUGGGAGGCAUCCAGGUGAAACCUCGCCGCUCGCCGACUAUCCCCUCCUGGCCACUUUUAAUCAAUGUUUUGUGUCCUUUUAUUUUAAAAGGGAGAUUGAACAACUUUGAGCAAUUAAUGAAGACUAAUGUAGCCACUCUGCUCUCUCCAGGCUUCCUAAAAAUCAUUUUCUCUGAAAGAAUUGCAUCUGUGACAAAUUUCAGGAUUGUACUUUUGUUUAAGAAACGUUCGGUCAUCGACCUCAUGCUGUGUCUUUUUGUCAUGGUGGUGUGGAUGCCGGUACCCAAAGCUGUGAUUACUGAAGUCGGCAGGGUCCGCCCCGGCCCAGGAGAGCGGGCUGUUCAGACAUGGCCGAUUUCUAUCCAGAGGGAGGUGCGUGGCGGCUUCAUGAAGCCUUCUUUGACCCUUUGUAUCUUGUCUUAGAAAUGAGCAUUUCCUAUUUGCAUCUGAAGGUUUCAAAAAAUGACUUCAAACAAAAAUAAAGGGUUUUUUACAAAGAA